UCUUCUCUCUGGGUGCCCUUUAACCUUCCUGCCUUGGUAUAUAGCCUGUGUGGCUAUCAGAGUUCUCCUGGCAGCCAUCAUGAAGGGUACGGUCUUGAUCUGCUGUUUCCUCUCCCUGCUGCUUUUGCAGGCCACAGCAGAAGAAGAAGAAGAAGAAGAUCUCAACACUGUCCUCAGAGACAGAUCUCACAUUGACGAGACGUUGCGGCUUGCAGCUGAGGAAAAAGCAGGAGACUAUGCAGCGGCCAUUGAGAGGUUGCGUAAGAUCUACCACACAUCCAUCAAGCCCAUGGAGCAGGCCUACAAGUACAAUGAACUGAGGCAGCACGAGAUCUCAGAUGGAGAGAUCACGUCCAAGCCCAUGGUGCUGUUCCUGGGACCCUGGAGUGUAGGAAAGUCCUCCAUGAUCAAUUACCUCCUGGGCAUGCACGACAGCCCCUAUCAGCUCUACACAGGAGCUGAGCCGACUACCUCUGAGUUCACAGUUAUUAUGCACGGGGAGAAGAUCCGCUCUGUUGAAGGUAUUGUGAUGGCAGCAGACAGCUCCCGGUCCUUCUCCCCCCUGGAGAAGUUUGGCCAAAACUUCCUCGAAAAGCUGAUUGGUAUCGAGAUGCCCCAUAAACUGCUGGAACGUGUGACUUUUGUGGACACACCAGGGAUUAUUGAGAACAGGAAGCAGCAGGAGAGAGGCUAUCCUUUCAAUGAUGUCUGCCAGUGGUAUGACCGUGCUGACCUGAUCUUCGUAGUUUUUGACCCAAAGCUGGAUGUGGGCCUGGAGCUGGAGAUGCUCUUCCGACAGCUGAAAGGUCGCGAAUCUCAGAUCCGCAUCAUUCAAAAGGCUGACAACCUGGCCACCCAGGACUUGAUGAGAGUCUACGGAGCACUAUUUUGGAGCUUAGCUCUCAUCAAUGUGACCGAACCCCCUCGCGUCUACGUCAGCUCCUUCUGGCCAUAUGACUAUGCAGCUGACACCAGCCGUGAGCUCUUCAAGCGAGAGGAGAUUUCCCUCCUGGAAGAUCUAAACCAGGUGAUUGAAAACCGCAUGGAGAACAAAAUUGCCUUCAUUCGCCAACAUGGAAUCCGUGUGCGCAUUCACGGCCUGCUGGUCGAUCGCUACGUCCAGACCUUCAAAGAGAAGAUGAGUUUCUUCAGUGCUGAACUUGUCUUCAAAGAGAUUGUGGAUGAACCAGACAAGUUCUACAUUUUCAAAUCCAUCCUGGCCAAGACCAAUGUCAGCAAGUUUGACCUGCCGAACCGUGAUGCUUACCGUGACUUCUUUGGCAUCAACCCAAUCAACAACUUUAAGCCUUUGUCAGCCCAGUGCUCCUACAUGGGGGGAUGUCUGCUGGAGAUUGAGAAGGCAAUCACCACAACGAGCCCUGCCCUUCUGAGCAGCAUUAACUCUGGCAAGCAGCCUGGCCUGUCCUCCUGCGAGGCCACGGGCUGUGGUGAGAAGCCAAAGAACCGCUACCGGAAGAACUGAGGAAAACAAAAUAACUUGAGUGGGGGAAGUGAGAAGAGAAGAGGAGGUCUGAAAGGAAGCCAGGCCUGAGUUAGUCAGAAUGCCUGUAAUUUUGAGGAGACAGAGGAGAAGAUAUUAGUGUUUGUUUAUUUCCUCAGGAGUAUAUGUGGGGUUGCAUUUAAGGACUGUGGGAGCGAGGCAGAUAGAUGGAGGGUUGGGUCAUUGUUGAAUAGGCAGCUUAAAGACACAAGAUCUGAAGGAUAAAGAAGAUGCCACUGAUCACUGAAUUUGUUACAUACAUGCCCUCCUCUCUCCCUUGCACAAUCAUGAUGGACUGUUUUAGCUUUUGGGGUUGGGGAAGUGAUGAUGUGAAAAAUAAUUAACUAAAAAUUAAGCUCAAAUAAAAAUGAAAAAUUAUGAAACUGA
Messenger RNA from Notolabrus celidotus (New Zealand spotty), 1888 nucleotides. RefSeq names its product sarcalumenin (gene srlb). The record is from RefSeq and is a predicted model, not a curated record. Lineage: Eukaryota; Metazoa; Chordata; Actinopteri; Labriformes; Labridae. Gene Ontology annotation, molecular function: GTP binding.